Molecule: messenger RNA, 1509 nt
Organism: Verticillium dahliae VdLs.17
Lineage: Eukaryota; Fungi; Ascomycota; Sordariomycetes; Glomerellales; Plectosphaerellaceae
Product: annexin-B12
Exons: 2
Coding region: 1-1509 (502 amino acids)
Cellular component (GO): cytoplasm
Molecular function (GO): calcium-dependent phospholipid binding; calcium ion binding
Source: RefSeq, a predicted model, not a curated record
AUGAGCUCGCAGCAGCCGUACUACGGUCAGCCAGGCCCUCACGGUGCCCCUCCGCAAGGAGGACCACCACCGAGCGGAUAUCCCCAGCAGCCUCCUUACCAGCAACAGCAGCAACAGCCAUACUACGGUUACCCCCCUCAGCAAGGCCAACCACCAGCAGCGCCAUACCAAGGCGCCCCAGGAGGCGCGCCGCCGCAGGGACAACCAGGCCAGCCGUACCCUAAUCAGCCUUACCCACAGCAGCCGCCGCAACAGCAGCCAUACUACGGCCAACAGCCGCCUCCAGCAGGGCAGCCAGGUCAACCGCCGUACGGCCAGCAGCAGCAGCCGCCAUACGGCGCACCACCACCGCAUGGCGCGCCUCCUCAGCAAGGCUAUGGACAGUACCAGCAGCAGCCGCCAUAUGGCCAGGCGCCGCCGCCGAACCAGCAACAACCCCAAUACGGAGGUGCUCCGCCUCCUCAGCAAUGGGGUCAGCCGCCACCCGGUGCCGCUCCGUACGGCGCCUACAACGUCCAGCCGACACCCGCCUCGCCGGGGUACGAUCCGGCCCAGAAAGCCUGGGUGCAGCCCGUUGACACGUCGGCCGACAUUGAGACUGUGCGCAAGGCGAUGAAGGGCAUGGGGUGCGACGAGAAGGCGCUCAUCAAGGUCUUCACGAGCCCCAAGUACGCCAACCCCUGGACCAUGGCGCAGCUCGUGCGCGACUACAACAGCCGCUUCAUCCGCGACCUCGCCAAGGACAUUGAGAGCGAGACGCGCGGCGACCUCGAGACGACGCUGCUGGCGCUGCUGCGCGGGCCGCUCGAGAACGACGCGCGCGUGCUCGACAAGGCCCUCAACCGCAUGGGCACCGACGAGGACGCGCUCAACGACGUGCUGCUCAACCGCUCCAACGCCGACCUCCGCGCCAUCGUCGCCGAGUACAAGCGCAUCAAGAGCCGCGACCUGCUGACCGACAUCAAGAACGACGUCGACGACACGCUGUUCCGCCUCUACAGCAUGGUCCUCGCGGGCCACCGCGCCGAGGACGCGACGCCCGUCCACCCGGCCGAGAUUGACGCCAAGGUCACCGAGCUCCAGCGCGCCACCGAGGGCACCAUCGGCGUCAACGCCGUCUCGGUCGCUCAGGUCCUCACGAGCAGCAGCCCCGCCCAGAUCCACGCCAUGGCCGAGGCCUACAGCCGCAAGUACCACCGCAACAUGCAGGAGGUCAUCGAGAAGGAGUUCCGCGGCGACAUGGAGGACGCCCUGCUCAACCUCGUCCAGGCCGCCCAGGACCGCGCCCGCGCCGACGCCGCCCGGCUGCGCGAACCGCUGUUCAAGUCGAAGAGGAAGGACACGCUCUUCAUCAACCGCGUCGUUUCCCUCUACUGGGAUCGCAGCCGUCUGGAUGCCGCGAAGAAUGCUUACAAGGCCAAGUACGGCCGGCCGUUUGCCAAGGAUGUCAAGGAGAUGCUGAGCGGAGAUUACGAGAAUGUCAUCCUUGCCCUCAUUGGCGAGAAAUGA